UCCCGUUUUUCAAAAAACAGGCAAAAACCGCGAGCCAGCAAGAGGGAGAAAGACAGGGAAUUGGUUUCUCCGCCCGUGUCGGGAGCUGGGACAACACUCCACCGUUGCUUGAACACUCAGCCGACUACAGCUAUGGCCAAAGGCCAAGCUCCCGGUGGAGGAGAUCCGAGGAUCACCGUUGCAGCCUUGCCCAUUACCGGACUUGCGGCCGAUGAAGGAGAGGGAUCGAGUUCCGGAGCUUCGAGUUCUAAGAAAGAUCCGAGGACAAUAGCGAGAGGGUAUCAGUUGGAGCUGUGUAAGAAAGCUUUGGAGGAGAAUAUUAUUGUUUAUAUGGGGACCGGUUGUGGGAAGACCCACAUAGCUGUGUUGCUUAUACACGCGUUGGGUCAUUUGAUAAGGAAACCCCAGAAAAAUAUUUGUGUCUUUCUUGCUCCUACAGUGGCUCUAGUUCAACAGCAAGCUAGAGUUAUCGAAGAAUCUAUUGAUUUCAAAGUUGGAACCUAUUGUGGGAAUUCUAGGCGCUUGAGGACUCACCAUGAUUGGGAGAAAGAGUUUGAACAAUAUGAGGUUUUUGUUAUGACCCCUCAAAUCUUACUACGUGGUUUAUACCACUGCUUUAUCAGAAUGGAGCUAAUUGCCCUGUUGAUAUUUGAUGAGUGUCAUCAUGCACAAGUUCAAAGUAAUCAUCCUUAUGCGGAAAUCAUGAAAGUCUUCUACAAAACCAGCUCCACAAGACUACCCCGCAUAUUUGGCAUGACUGCAUCUCCAGUUGUAGGGAAAGGUGCUUCUGAUCAAGCAAAUUUACCAAAAUGCAUAAAUAGUCUUGAAAACUUACUUCAUGCUAAGGUUUAUUCUGUUGAAAACCAGCAAGAAUUGGAAAGAUUUGUGGCAUCUCCUAAAAUAAAUGUAUAUUGUUAUCAUCCUGACAUAAACAUGACAUCUAGCACUUGCAAAAAACUUGAGGAGAUAAAAAGCCAGUGUGUAUUAUCACUGAGAAGGAACGUCGAAGAUCACAAAAGUCUCCGAAGCACAAAAAAGCUGCUCCAGAGAAUGCAUGAUAAUUUGAUUUUUUCCAUGGAGAAUCUUGGCCUUUGGGGAGCAUUACAAGCUAGCCGCAUCCUUUUGAGUGGUGAUCACGCUGAGCGUAAUGAAUUAAUGGAGGCUGAGGGAAGUGCUAGUGAUGACCGUUUAUGUGAUAAAUAUCUAGAUCAAUCUGCUAAUGUUCUUGCUUCUGAAUGCAUUAAAGAUGGCAUUGGAUCUGAUAUAUCUUAUGUGGACGUUUUAAAGGAGCCAUUUUUCUCGAGGAAGCUCUUACGCCUUAUUGGAAUUCUUUCUACUUUUAGGCGACAGCCAAAUAUGAAAUGUAUAAUUUUUGUAAAUAGGAUUGUUACUGCAAGAUCACUGGCGUACAUACUUCAAAACCUUAAGUUUCUAUCGUAUUGGAAAUGUGAUUUCCUUGUGGGAGUCCAUUCUGGACUAAAGAGUAUGUCACGGAAAUCCAUGAACAUAAUCCUUGACAAGUUCCGCUCUAAUGAGUUAAAUCUAUUGGUGGCAACUAAAGUGGGUGAAGAAGGACUUGAUAUUCAGACAUGUUGCCUUGUGAUACGGUUUGAUCUCCCGGAGACUGUUGCUAGCUUUAUACAGUCUAGAGGGCGUGCACGUAUGCCUCAAUCUGAAUAUGCAUUUUUGGUUGACAGUGGCAAGCAAAAGGAGAUUGAUUUGAUAGAACAUUUCAAAAAAGAUGAAGAUCGAAUGAAUAUGGAAAUUUCAGUCAGAACAUCCAGUGAGGCAUUUACUGACCUUGAGGAAAGAAUAUAUAAAGUUGAUUCAUCUGGGGCCUCCAUUAGUUCUGUAUAUAGUAUUUCGUUGCUCCAUCAAUAUUGUUCAAAACUCUUGCAUGAUGAAUAUUUCAACCCCAAGCCAGAGUUCUAUUACUUUGAUGAUUCAGGAGGUACUGUCUGCCAAAUAAAUCUGCCUUCCAGUGCUCCAAUCCAUCAAAUUGUUAGCACACCACAAUCUUCAAUGGAGGCUGCUAAGAAAGAUGCCUGUCUGAAAGCAAUUCAAGAUUUGCAUGAACUGGGUGCCUUAAAUGACUAUCUCCUGCCAGAUCAAGGCAAUGCACAUGAGGAAUUAAUGCUGGUUUCUUCUGAUUCUGAUAGUUGUGAAGAUGAAGAUUCACGAGAAGAGCUUCAUGAAAUGCUAGUUCCUGCCGCACUUAAAGACUCCUGGAGUAACUUGGAGCAUAUUUGUCUUAACUCUUACUAUAUUAAAUUUACUCCUAUUCCAGAAGAUCGGAUCUAUAGAAAGUUCGGUCUUUUUGUCAAAGCACCUCUUCCUGCAGAGGCUGAGAGAAUGGUACUAGAUCUUCAUCUCUCUCAUGGUAGAUCUGUAAUGACUGAGCUUGUCCCUUCAGGAGUUACAGAAUUUGAUGAAAAUGAGAUUCUGCAGGCACAUAAUUUCCAAGAAAUGUAUCUUCAAGUCAUCCUUAAUCGGUCAAUCUUUGAAACUGAGAUUGUUCACUUGGGAAAGAGUGAUUUUUGUAAAUCAAGCUCAUCAACCUUCUACCUAUUGCUGCCUGUCAUUCUGAAUGAAUGUGAAAACAUGAUAACUGUAGAUUGGCAGAUUAUUAGAAGAUGUUUGUCGUCACCAAUUUUCAGGAACCCAGCAGAUAGAGUUGACAAACUUCCUCCUUUGAAUGACCAUUUGCGACUCGCUGAUGGUGUCUAUAGAGAAAGUGAUGUCAUUAAUAGUUUAGUAUAUGCUCCAUACAAGAAGGCAUUUUUCUUUGUUUCUCGCAUUUCUGCUGGAACGAAUGGAUACAGCCCAUACAAAGAUUCAAGUCAUUUAGAAUAUACGUGGAAAACGUUUGGUAUCCAUCUUGAAUUUCCUAAACAACCUCUUCUGUCAGCAAAACGCCUCUUUUCUUUGCGCAACUUGUUACACAACCGAAAGCAUGGGAGUUCAGAGUCACAUGAAUUGGAGGAGCACUUUAUGGAUAUACCUCCGGAGCUUUGUCAUUUAAAGAUUAUUGGCUUUUCAAAAGAUAUUGGGAGUUCAGUCUCUUUGCUACCAUCAAUUAUGCACCGUUUGGAAAACUUGCUUGUGGCUAUUGAACUGAAAAACAUGUUAUCUGCUUCAUUCCCAGAGGGAGCUGAAAUUACUGCUCAUCGCGUUCUAGAAGCACUCACAACAGAGAAGUGCUUGGAGCGCUUUUCUCUUGAAAGGCUGGAAGUACUUGGUGAUGCUUUCCUCAAAUUUGCAGUUGGCAGGCGCCUUUUUCUUUUGUAUGAUGCCCUUGAUGAAGGAGAACUAACUCGGAGACGUUCUAAUGUUGUAAACAAUUCCAAUUUAUUCAAGCUAGCAGUUAGAAGGAAUUUACAGGUUUAUAUCCGUGAUCAGUCAUUUGAUCCUGGCCAAUUCUUUGCACUUGGGCAUCGCUGUCCCAGAAUAUGUGAGAAGGAAACUGAAAUGGCCAUUCAUUCUCGGUGUGGUAAAACUCCUACAACUGAAGUCAGAUGCAGUAAAUGUCAUCAUUGGCUACACAAGAAAACCAUUGCAGAUGUGGUUGAGGCUCUGGUUGGUGCAUUCAUUGUUGACAGUGGCUUUAAAGCUGCAACUGUUUUCCUUAAAUGGAUUGGCAUACAAGUGGACUUUGAAGCCUUUCAAGUUAUUAAUGCUUGCAUUUCAAGCACAAGCUACAUGCAGCUUGCCUCUUCUACUGAUGUUCCUGCCCUUGAAAAAUUGUUAGGUCAUGAGUUUCUCCAUAAAGGUCUACUUCUACAGGCAAUUGUACAUCCUUCUUAUAACAAGCAUGGAGGGGGCUGCUAUCAGAGGCUGGAGUUUCUUGGAGAUGCUGUCUUGGAUUAUUUAAUCACGUCAUACCUUUAUUCUGUUUAUCCAAAGCUGAAGCCUGGCCAGAUGACAGAUUUGAGAUCAUUGUCUGUGAACAAUAAGUCAUUUGCAAAUGUUGCAGUGAGUCGAUCCUUACAUGAAUUUCUUAUAUGCGAUGCCAGUAGCCUCUCUGAGGCAAUAAAGAAGUAUGUGGACUUUAUUAGAACUCCUACCUUAGAUAAGGAUCUGCAUGAAGGGCCAAAGUGUCCAAAGGCUCUUGGUGAUUUGGUGGAAUCUUGUAUGGGCGCCAUUCUUUUGGACAAGGGUUUUGAUUUGAACCAUGCUUGGAACAUAAUGCUCUCCAUUUUGGAUCGUAUCAUGACCUUUUCCGAUUUGCAACUCAAUCCUAUUCGGGAGCUACAGGAACUUUGUCAACAUCAUAACUGGGAUCUGCAGUUUCCAACCUCAAAGCAGGGUGGAACCUUUUUAGUUGAAGCAAAAGUGAGUGGAGAUGAUAUUUGUACAACUGCUUCUGCAACAAAUGCCAAUAGAAAAGAUGCUAGAAGAAUAGCUUCACAUCAAUUAUUCAAAAAAUUAAAGGAUCAAGGGUAUAUGCUCCAUUCUGAAUCAUUAGAGGAAGUUUUAAAGUCAAGCAGCAAGAUGGAAGCCAAACUGAUUGGAUAUGAUGAAAAACCCAUUGAUGUUGCUUUUGAUUCCUUUGAAUUUGAGAAGUUGAAGAUGCAGGAACAUUCUAACAGUGAUUGCAACCGCAAAAUCCAGCCUAUGAAGAUGAAGCCCAAGAAUGUUUGUAGCCCCUGCAUCAAGCCUGUCAGUGAUCUGCCCCAAUUCCAAAUUAAAGCUUCUGAACAGCAACCUCAUGAGAUAGUGCAAGGUAAUAGCUUUGACUCAGGCUCACAGACAACAGGUGGUGUGCAAAAAGUAUCAACAAAAGCACGCAUGUAUGAAAUUUGUGCUGCUAACUAUUGGAAACCCCCUUCAUUUGAAUGUUGCAAAGAGGAAGGGCCAAGCCACUUAAAGUUAUUCACUGUCAAACUGACCAUGAAAAUAGAAGACGGGUCUGGUUUACUUUUGGAGUGCUAUGGAUAUCCUAAGUCAACCAAGAAAGCUGCAGCAGAUUCUGCAGCAGAAGGUGCUAUUGCUUACCUAAAGCAGGAAGGAUACUUCUUGCCUAAUUCUGAGUAAUAUAUUUAUAGCCUUCUCUGCUAUAGGCUUCCCUUAAAACAUGGUUCCAUACUCAUUGUAACUAGUCUGGACUGGUCUUAUGUAUCAUCAUCUGUAUACAAGGAACAAAAUGUAUCAUCAUUGCAUACAAGGAACAAAUGCGAAAAAUCAGCUGUAUGUAAACAAUGCUCACAUACUGCUGCAGUGACUGUGCCAUGACAGUCCUGGGCACCAUCAAACUGUCAUAACAUUACUCCAAAUUUCGAUGCUCAGUUAAUUUAUUUUAAAUAAAGAGCAAGAGAAGCAUUCAUGUUUUCUGUUUGCCAAUUGCAUUAA
This is a messenger RNA of Vitis riparia (riverbank grape), 5349 nucleotides long. Its product is annotated as dicer-like protein 4. Lineage: Eukaryota; Viridiplantae; Streptophyta; Magnoliopsida; Vitales; Vitaceae. The record is from RefSeq and is a predicted model, not a curated record. The transcript is spliced from 25 exons. The coding region runs from base 133 to 5034 and encodes 1633 amino acids. Gene Ontology annotation, cellular component: nucleus; cytoplasm. Gene Ontology annotation, biological process: siRNA processing. Gene Ontology annotation, molecular function: ribonuclease III activity; ATP binding; RNA binding.